This is a messenger RNA of Prosopis cineraria, 868 nucleotides long. RefSeq lists its product as uncharacterized. The transcript has 3 exons. NCBI's taxonomy places the organism in Eukaryota, Viridiplantae, Streptophyta, Magnoliopsida, Fabales, Fabaceae. The coding region runs from base 101 to 514 and encodes 137 amino acids. The record is from RefSeq and is a predicted model, not a curated record.
GGGCGGCUUCGUUGUGCACUUUCACUUUCGCGUUCAGAUCUCCUCUUCCAUUUUGAUUUGGCAACAGUGUCUCCACAUCGGCAGUAUCAGGUUGAAAAAUAUGGCAGAAGCAAAACCAGGGUUGAGGAAGCCAGUCUUCACCAAGGUUGACCAACUUCGCCCGGGCACAAGUGGGCACACUUUAACUGUGAAGGUGGUUAGCACUAAGAUGGUGCUACAAAAGGGUCGUCCUGAUGGUCCUCAACCUCGUCAGAUGCGAAUUGCUGAAUGUUUGGUGGGUGAUGAGACAGGAAUGAUCAUAUUCACUGCAAGAAAUGACCAAGUGGACACGAUGAAAGAAGGUUCAACUGUUACCCUGCGCAAUGCUAAAAUUGACAUGUACAGAGGAUCCAUGAGGCUUGCUGUGGACAAGUGGGGCCGUGUUGAAGUCGCAGAGCCUGCAAGCUUCACCGUUAAGGAGGAUAACAACUUAUCCUUGAUCGAAUAUGAACUGGUGAAUGUUGUUGUGGAGUGAAAUUUCAAUUUCUACUGUCUUCCAAUGAGAAUAAAACAAAUCGAGCACAGUAAUCUACUUCUGUCCAUGGGACAUCUGUUCAUGCUUAUGGAAAAUUCUCCUUAGGAAAAGAGAUUUGGGAAACUGGUUGUACUGAGAUGCUUCAUACUGCUGCAGCUGCGUGGAUCGAUCCUUAUGUUGAACCACUGAAACAGGUUAACAUCAGUUAGUGGAACAAAAUAAGGGCUUCCAGAUCUUAUCUUUUGUUUUAGUGUCUAUUAGUAUUUAUUUUGGAUUCUGUGUAUUUUCAUUUCUAGAUACCUUGAAUCAUAUGUAUCAGAACUUAAUUUAUGGAAGGUCAGUGUCUAUACUUAA